UACAAGGCGACUGUUUUGUGACUGUGGACAUCAUGGUGUGGGAGGUGGUGACCCCAGUUGUGCUGUCCAGCGACCCCAAAAAUCACAAGGUCCAGGAGCCCGAGCCUGAGGCAGAACACACAGGAGUGAUUAUGGAUACAGAUGGAGACCAAUCACAUGACCUGCUCCACUGUGAGGAACACUUCUCCUCCUCACCUGUCUACCCCACCAGUGACAGUUUCAUGGAAUAUGACGACCUGCCAGAUCUAGAGGAGGUUCAGGAGGAGGCAGAGCCAACAGCACCACCCGUUUACCAGGUGGAGAUGGGUGUGUCACACCAGGAGCGACAUGCACAUUCAGAAGCACGUAGCCCACAGCCUCCUGACACACACUGGCUGACGCAGCUGGCUCACAUCGCCACUGGGCCCCAGAGCCCACUGUUACAGGACUGUCCUCACAGCAGCUCCUCUGUGGUCUGCAUCUCCAGCAACAGCAGUGAUCUACAUUCCUAUGCCCGGCCUCCUCCUCCUCUCCCCAGCAGCAGCAGCCUGUCGCCCCCCAGAGGUCACAGCAGGGAGCGUCGACGCAGCAGGACGAGCAGUGAAUGUGGCUCCGCAGUGUCAACCAGAUCCUCCCUCUCUGAUGAUGAAGACAUGGGCUGGAGCUUCUCCUGGCCAGCUACCGCCUGGCACUGUUUUCUUAAAGGCACUCAUCUGCGUUUCCACAGCGGCUGUAAUGUGGAGUGGCAGGACGCUGAGGAGUUGGAGUCUGCUGAGGAAGACUCUUGUGAUGAGGACCAGUCCAGAUCUCUGAAGAGUUAUGGCUCUGAGGGCCUGCAGCUGGUGGAGCACUCAGAGGUCGUGUUGUCUGGUCAGGCCGUCCUGCAGCUGACCUUUGACCCCGGUGCAUUUGGACACACCCGCAUGACUGCCAGGUGCCAACUUGACCACCCCUUCUAUGUGAAACACAAAGGGUGGUCAUCCUUCUACCCAAGCUUGACUGUGGUGCAUUAUGGGAUACCAUGCUAUGAAGUGGAGGUGGGAGAUGUGUGCCUGCCUCCAGGACACAGAGAUGCCAAACACACAGAUGACUCACUGGUCUUUGACGCCUUUAGGAGUCAUGACUUCACUCCUCUGGACUCCUCUGCGGUGUACGUGUUGAGCAGUAUGGCCAGACGGCGGCGCGCCUCCCAGUCCAGUGGGGGAGCUGCUUCUCCAGACAGAGACAUGUGUCAAAGUAGAGAUGUCCACAGUCCCCGCCACUCCCGCUCUCCUCAUCCAAAGCCAACCAAGAGCCAGCACGCCGGUGCACAGGGAGGUAGUAACGCCGCGCCCACGAGGUGCAAGCGGCCAAUGAACGCCUUCAUGCUCUUUGCCAAGAAGUUCAGGGUGGAGUACACACAGAUGUACCCAGGCAAGGACAAUAGAGCGAUCAGCGUCCUCCUUGGUGAGCAUUGGAAGAAAAUGCGAAGUGAGGAGCGCCGGGCGUUCACCCUACAGGCCAAAGCCCUCGCAGAUGAACAGAAAAGACUCAACCCAGACUGCUGGAAACGCAAACGCACCAACUCUGGUUGUCAGGGAAAUUAAGGCUACAGAGAAGAAAAGAGGACAAAUGACAGAGCCUGUAGGAGACACACUCACUCACUCACUCACACACACACUC
Messenger RNA from Seriola dumerili (greater amberjack), 1641 nucleotides. Its product is annotated as HMG box-containing protein 1-like. The record is from RefSeq and is a predicted model, not a curated record. Gene Ontology annotation, molecular function: DNA-binding transcription factor activity, RNA polymerase II-specific; protein binding; RNA binding. The transcript has 13 exons. Gene Ontology annotation, cellular component: nucleus. NCBI's taxonomy places the organism in Eukaryota, Metazoa, Chordata, Actinopteri, Carangiformes, Carangidae. Gene Ontology annotation, biological process: regulation of transcription by RNA polymerase II. The coding region runs from base 33 to 1565 and encodes 510 amino acids.